Messenger RNA from Nyctereutes procyonoides (raccoon dog), 4591 nucleotides. RefSeq names its product angel homolog 2 (gene ANGEL2). Gene Ontology annotation, biological process: 3'-UTR-mediated mRNA stabilization. Lineage: Eukaryota; Metazoa; Chordata; Mammalia; Carnivora; Canidae. The transcript has 9 exons. The record is from RefSeq and is a predicted model, not a curated record. The coding region runs from base 592 to 2160 and encodes 522 amino acids. Gene Ontology annotation, molecular function: mRNA 3'-UTR binding; 3'-5'-RNA exonuclease activity.
CUUGAAGGAGCUCAUCGUCUUGAGAAAAAGACGUCUAUAUAAGUAACUUACACAUAUAGAGAAUAAGUGUUGCAGCCUAAGAAUUGUAUUUCAGUACGGUAGCUUUUUAGGGUAGAAAAGGAAUGGAGCAAGCACCUAAAUCUCCACGGCUUUCAGAGUUGUCACAAAGCAGAAUAGUCCGCCCAUGUCAUGCCCUUAAAGAUGUACAAUCAAGUCGAAUUUAGAGAACAAUUUGAGAAUGCAUAAACAACAAAAGUAUAUAAUAAAAAACCUAAAUGCCUUUAAAAUGAAAUAUAUAUACAUAUAUAUAAACGUCAAAUACGGUUUAAGUAAAACUUCUUUGGUGGUAGAAGUGGGCAUUAAUAACCAUAUCUUGGAAGUGGACCUUUAAUGAGUUCUGGGAAAGGAUAGAAGUCCUCUGAAUUUGAAAAUUUUGCCACGAUAGUAUGGUAAGAAGAUGGUGCUUAGGUGGCAUUGUUUCUUUCUUAAGGGAGCUGGAGGGCAACGUUAUCUAUUCAAGUUAAUGAUGACACUACUUUGGAGAGAUUUUGGAUCAUCAGUAAAUUUGUGCUGUUGGGUUUGAGAUACCCCAUGUUACCCCAUCACCAGAAGAGUCUGGGCAGAGAUUGGACGACACCGUGGGAGAAUCUGCAAAGGUGUUGCUGGAACAGACAUAUUUCUAGUUGUAUGAGGUGGCCUGGACAUUAUUCUCGUGCUCCUUACCCAUACUUCAGUAGUAGGCAUUUUUCACUAAAUUGGAGACCACCUUGUUUGUUUGAGUCUAGAACUCCGUUUCAGUACUGGAACUGGAGACCUGACAACCUGAGCCAGACCUCUUUGAUUCAUCUCUCUAGUUACAUCAUGAACUCUGAGGGAGAUGAACCUUCAUCAAAACGAAGAAAACACCAAGGCACAAUACAACGACAUUGGGAAUAUAUAUGUAACCAUAAUAAAGACAAGACGAAGAUCCUAGGAGACCAAAAUGUUGACCCCACAUGUGAAGACAGUGAUAACAAGUUUGACUUUUCAGUGAUGUCCUAUAAUAUACUUUCACAAGAUUUAUUGGAAGACAAUUCACACCUCUAUAGACACUGCCGGCGGCCAGUUUUACACUGGAGCUUUAGGUUUCCCAAUAUUCUGAAAGAAAUUAAACAGUUUGAUGCAGAUGUACUUUGUUUGCAAGAAGUUCAAGAAGAUCAUUAUGGAGCGGAGAUCAGGCCAAGUUUGGAAUCUUUGGGUUAUCACUGUGAAUACAAGAUGCGGACAGGAAGGAAACCUGAUGGCUGUGCCAUCUGCUUCAAACAUUCCAAAUUUGCACUCUUAUCAGUGAACCCUGUGGAAUUCUAUCGCCGUGACGUUCCUCUGUUGGACAGAGACAAUGUUGGAUUAGUGUUACUCUUGCAGCCCAAAAUUCCAAGUGCUGCCUCUCCUGUGAUCUGUGUAGCUAACACACAUCUGUUGUAUAAUCCAAGGCGAGGUGAUAUUAAGCUGACCCAGUUGGCAAUGCUUCUGGCAGAGAUUUCCAGUGUUGCCCAUCAGAAAGAUGGCAGCUUCUGCCCUAUUGUUAUGUGUGGUGACUUUAAUUCUGUUCCUGGUUCUCCGCUCUAUAGUUUUAUAAAGGAAGGAAAAUUGAAUUAUGAAGGACUUGCCAUUGGCAAGGUAUCUGGCCAGGAACAGUCUUCACGGGGACAAAGAAUUUUAUCUAUUCCAAUUUGGCCCCCAAACCUAGGUAUCUCACAGAACUGUGUGUAUGAGGUACAGCAGUUACCAAAAGUAGAAAAGACAGACAGUGAUCUGACACAGACAGAGCUGGACAAAACAGAGGUCCUAGUGACAGCUGAAAAAUUAUCUUCAAAUUUACAGCACCAUUUCAGCUUGUCAUCUGUUUAUUCACAUUAUUUUCCUGACACUGGAAUUCCAGAAGUGACCACUUGUCAUUCCCGAAGUGCCAUAACUGUGGAUUAUAUUUUCUAUUCUGCUGAAAAGGAAGAUGUUGCUGAGCAGCCAGGAUCUGAAGUUGCUCUGGUUGGUGGCUUGAAACUUCUGGCCAGACUAUCACUCCUUACGGAACAAGACUUAUGGACUGUUAAUGGACUUCCAAAUGAAAAUAACUCUUCAGAUCAUCUGCCUUUAUUGGCUAAGUUCAGACUUGAACUCUGACUCUUUGAUUACAUAUAUACUUUUCUUUCCAAUUUAUAUUCUUUUUCAAAGAAUGUAAAAUAUUUCUUGAGAGUCUGCAUGUUUAUUUUUGCGCCAUGGAGUUUCUGAAGAGGUUAUGUGAAAUGCUUGAAACAGAUGUCAGAAGAAACAAGUUUACAACAAUUUUCUUUGUAAUAACGAAAAAAUAUUUUCCUGACAUGUGAGCUCUAAACACUCCUUAUUGUAAAAGAGUUGUAAAUAUUUUUUAUUCUAAAUCCCAGUAAAAUUGACAGUGAUUUUUAAAUAUAGUGCAUCCUCUUUAGUUAGUAAAGAAUCUCAGUUGAUGUUUUUUUUUGCAAGCUUUAUGGUGGAUCCAAAGUACCUUUGAGUUCUUGCAAACCUCAACUCAUUUCCCUUCCAGAAGGCCUGAUUUCAUUGUGAGGACUUACUGUUUGUUGAGUCCUAAUUAGUUCAUCUCAGAAAUCAUUGGAUUGCUCACAAGUGUCCAACCAACCAUUUUAGUUUGGUUUUGAGGGGUCUUGAUAAUGUUUUCUAAAAUUGUGCUAAUUACUUAAUCUACCUUAUUAUUCUCCUAGGCCAUGUAAAAUUGUCUGCAUUUUGUUGGGAGAUGUAGGUCACCAUAACUAGUGGGUGAGAUGCUUUACAGGUGCCCUCUUUCCAUCUUGUGACAGACAGAGCCUGAGACCAGCAUGCCUGAGAGAGGCAGAGACUAGGUUAGAACACCUUUCUUUCCCUGGCAGUUUUUUUUUUUUUCUCUUCAGUUUCAAGAAGAGAUUCCCUAGGCUGGGGGAGAGACUUUAUUCUGUGGAAAUUUAUUAGGAAACUUGUCUUUACAACAAAGUGGCAGCUAUAAGAUUAUUUUGGUUUUGCCUCAGAGGUUUAGGAAGCCCGCAGAACUAGCAGGGAGAUACCAGCUUGGAGACUUAAUACUCUUAAGUAGUAAUUUUAACUGUCUUAGUGGUUUUGUUUCUAAGAUGUCACUUUUAUCAUGAGGCAGCAAGUGUGAGGUGGUGCUCACAUUUUUUUUGUAAAGUGGUUAAGAGCAGGCCUAGAAAGUCCCACUGUUGGCACUAUGUGAAUGUUUGGAUAAAAAAUUUUAAAACAAAAAAAGUGAACAUGUCCUCUUUUUAGACAUUAAGAUCAAAAAAGUAUGUGCAUUUUUACUAGGUAGUAAUUUUGUAUUAUACUAAAUUAUAAAAGUUUUUACAGUGGAUAUUCCUCAUAGAAUGCCUCAAAUUAGAAAGCAGUAGUUACUCCAUGUCCUGGACUUUAAAGGUUUUUGUACUAAAGUAUAUUUACUACAGUUAUUUUUUAAGAAAAUAAAUGACUACCUGAACAAGGCAUGUGUGUUAAAAGGAUUUACUAAAAAUCAUAAUAAGUAUUUUUAAAUGUUUAAUUUCUCACUUUUUUGGGUUUUUACUUACAGUAUUAACUCUAGUUCAAAAAUUUUCCACAUUUUCUAGUAAGUUUGCAGAAUAUUGUAUGUUCUAAUUAGUAGAUGUUGUCGUCAUCAAAUAAUUGUAUAAUCACCCCUUUUAAUAUUGGGGAAAAAUGAAAAUUCAUUAAUUACUGCUUUGUGUUAUGUGAGUUUACUAACAGAUAACUUUUUGUAUAGGUUAUUGUUGCUAAACUAACAUCUCUGAAAACCUCUGUGAAAGUGUAAUUUUUUAUGUCCUGAUUAAUACAUUGAUUUUAGGCCCUUUACAUGUGCUUCACUUUGUAGAGUUAAUCCAUAAAAAUGCUUUCUACUUAAGCAUAUAGGACAUGGUAUUUUGCAGACCAGAGGCCAAAGGGUCAAUAUAGCCUCACAAGUCUUUAUUUUUAUUUUUUUUUAAUUUUUAUUUAUUUAUGAUAGUCACAGAGAGAGAGAGAGAGAGGCAGAGACACAGGCAGAGGGAGAAGCAGGCUCCUUGCACUGGGAGCCCGAUGUGGGAUUCGAUCCCGGGUCUCCAGGAUCGCGCCCUGGGCCAAAGGCAGGCGCCAAACCGCUGCGCCACCCAGGGAUCCCGCCUCACAAGUCUUUAAAGCUCCACUAAAAUGAACUAUCCACUUGUCUUUACUUUUUUUGGUCAGAAAAAUCGGUAACUCUGUUGGAGCCCUGUAUUUACCUGCCCAAACAUUUAAAUCUGGUUAAUUGCUGAAGCCAAAUUGCCCCCACUCUCAAGUGUUCUACUGGCCAAGUGUUAAAAUGGAAAGAGAUGCCGUGGGGUAAGAAGUGUUGGUUUUACUUUACCUUUUGAUAUCAAGAAAACAUGCAUGUUUGAAAUCUUGUCCUUUUUUUGGAAUUUAACACCUGUUUGCUUUUAACCCUCUGCUUUCCUAAAAAGCCAAGUUAGAGAUCCAGAGAGUUCAAGGGAUUGGGGAAACAGAGAAGUCAAGUUAUUGGCACUUUGUCUCAGUGAAUCACCUAAUAAAUUAUUACUCUAAUGUG